This is a messenger RNA of Phytophthora infestans T30-4, 622 nucleotides long. RefSeq lists its product as uncharacterized. The transcript has a single exon. NCBI's taxonomy places the organism in Eukaryota, Oomycota, Peronosporomycetes, Peronosporales, Peronosporaceae. The record is from RefSeq and is a predicted model, not a curated record. The coding region runs from base 1 to 312 and encodes 103 amino acids.
AUGACGUCGCAAGCUACAUCGUUCCAAGACUUGCUACAUGUGGGCAUUUCCACUGACACACAUGUGAUAAAGAAGGAGACAAGGGAUGUCUACGCGUCGUACCUCAAGAAGUUCUGUGAAUUCUGUAUCUCAAAUAAGUCCCCAGACCCCGCAACGGCUCGGCAUCAUGAAUUGCUCGCUUCUUGUCGCGUUCAUGGAAAGCGUAUCACAUUUGUCUCUGUGUCCAACCAAACUGCUGAUACGAUUUGGGCCGCAGUAGCGAACUACUACGGCAACUAUGAACGCCGGGACGAAGCCGGUUCAGACAAGUGAAUGGUUUUACCGACCAUCAAGGAAUCAAGUACGGACUCGGAAAUCCCGCCAGGGAAACAUUUGUCCGGCGGGUAAUGCGUGGACUGAAGAAGCAAAACAGUACUGAUUUUACACACCACCAAGCCGCCCCUAUUAAGUUGGAUGUGCUUCGAGUACUCCAGUCUCACUUAGAAGUCACGUCCGGGUUUACGGAAGCAAGUCGUUUGUGGUUCUUUACUGUGACGGCGCUCGGUUUUUACGGCAUGUGCAAAAUAAAUGAAGUAUUGAGCUGUCAGUGGAAUAAUCUCACCCUAGGCCUCACGCGACCGAG